UCAAGAUGGCCGACAAACUCCCUUCGGAGUUCGAUGUGGUGGUGAUAGGGACCGGUUUGCCGGAGUCCAUCGUUGCAGCUGCUUGCUCAAGGAGUGGUCAGAGUGUUCUCCAUGUUGAUUCGAGAAGCUAUUAUGGAGGAAACUGGGCCAGUUUCAGCUUUUCAGGAUUAUUGUCCUGGAUAAAGGAGUAUCAGGAAGAGAGUGAUGAGGAAGAGUGGGCAGCAUGGCAAGAGCUGGUACUGGAAGCAGAAGAAGGUGUUGCUCUUUGUAAGAAAGACCGGACCAUCCAACAUGUAGAAGUCAUUUGUUAUGCCAGUCAGGAUUCAGAUGAACAUGUUGAAGAAGUCGGUGCUGUGCAGAAAAAUCCUGCCUCUGUGACGUCUGCUAGCUCAAAUGACCCUCCGGACUCGAUGGGCACAGCUUGCUCUGAUACGUCUGAAUUAACGGCACCGCUCAGUGAGCCAGAGACUGCACAGGAAGUACCUGAUAUAGAUGUGACACUGGGGAGCGAAAACCAUGGUGGUGAUACGGAUUGUAAUUCCAAACAACAGGAAAAAGCUGACAAUGUACCUAUAGGAGAAGAUGUUGUUGAUGCGCCCAAGAAGAAUAGGAUUACUUACUCCCAAAUUGUUAAAGAAGGCAGGAGAUUUAAUAUUGAUUUGACCUCAAAGCUGCUUUAUUCUCGAGGAUUGCUAAUUGACCUUCUAAUCAAAUCGAGUGUUAGUCGAUAUGCAGAGUUCAAAAAUGUUACCAGGAUUCUUGGCUAUCGAGAAGGGAGUGUAUUACAGGUACCUUGCUCCAGAGCAGAUGUUUUUAAUAGCAAGAAACUCACUAUGGUAGAAAAGCGAAUGCUGAUGAAAUUUCUGACAUUUUGUUUGGACUAUGAACAGCAGCCUGAUGACUACAAAGCUUAUGAGGAAUGUACCUUUUCAGAAUACUUGAAAACUCAAAAGCUGACGCCCAACCUGCAACACUUUGUCCUCCAUUCCAUUGCAAUGACAUCAGAGGUGUCCACCAGCACUCUGGAUGGCCUCAGAGAAACUCAGAAUUUUCUUCGGUGUCUUGGGCGCUAUGGCAACACUCCCUUCUUGUUUCCCUUGUAUGGCCAAGGAGAACUGCCCCAGUGUUUCUGUAGGAUGUGUGCGGUAUUUGGUGGAACCUAUUGUCUUAGCCAUGCAGUACAGUGCCUUGUAGUGGACAAAGAAUCUGGAAAAUGUAAGGCAGUCAUAGAUCAUUUUGGUCAGAGGAUAAGUGCUAAGUAUUUUAUCGUCGAAGACAGUUACCUUACUGAGAAAACAUGUUCAAAUGUGGCCUACAGGCAGAUCUCGAGGGCAGUGCUGAUUACAGAUCGAUCUGUACUGAAGGCAGAUUCCGACCAGCAGAUUUCCAUUUUGACAGUGCCACCAGUGGAGCCGGGAUCUGCUGCUGUCCGGAUCAUUGAGUUGUGCUCUUCCACCAUGACAUGCAUGAAAGGAACAUAUCUUGUCCAUUUGACUUGUCCCUCCUCAAAAACAACAGCAAGAGAAGAUUUAGAGUCAGUCGUGCAGAAAUUGUUCACACCGUAUGCUGAGGCAGAGUUGGAAAAUGAAGAACUAGAAAAGCCAAAUCUCCUAUGGGCCCUCUAUUUCAACAUGAGAGAUUCUUCAGGCAUCAGCAGAGACUCCUAUAAUGACCUACCUUCAAAUGUGUAUGUCUGCUCUGGACCAGACUGUGUUCUGGGAAAUAAGAAUGCUGUCCAACAGGCUGAAACGCUUUUCCGGGACAUCUUGCCAAAUGAAGAGUUCUGCCCCCCUCCACCAAAUCCGGAAGAUAUUGUUUUUGAUGGAGAUGGUAUGCAGCCAGAGGUUCCUGCAGCCAAGCCAGAGGCUGGUGAAGAAAUCACAGGCCAAGGAGAUGCAGAAGAUCACUCGGAAAAAUAGAUGACAGCCACACAGGGGGCCCUGCUUCCAAAAUCGUCUUCAGCGUCCAAAUUGUCUUAAUAUAAGCAAAGUUAAAAAGUGACUGAAAAGCAAUAGCCACACAUCUUUUUGGUUUUUUUUUCCAAAAUCAUAUGUUAAAAGAAACCAGAAGGGUUUCCCCCCCACCCCCUUGAAGCAGGCCAUUGUUGCACAAAGUCAAAACCACACUUUUAAAAGUCAUUUAUUCUUUCUGUUUUAAAAUGUCAGAACUUUUGAGUGAACAGAUCGAAUUUUACAGUGCUUUGUCUCCCAGGAGUCACUAUCCAGGUUAAGGGACCUGAUGAAUUGUUAGCUAGGGUGUAGUGUUCAGACAGCUUUUCCUCAGGCUCUUUAGAAGACUGAACACUUCCCUGGCUUGUUUCCAAUGAUAAUGUUUCAUGAGUGGGCCAGUCGCACACACAUACAUAAGUAAGUAUAGUUUAGAAGAACUAAGGUUAUGUAAGCAAACCAUCUUUGCCCAUAUUUUGCAAUCUGUAGAAGCCUUAUUACGCUUAUUGUUGCCGUAUUCCAGAAACUUUUAUACCUGAGUUUACAAAAGACUGGAGUUCUUUAGCUAUCUUAUUAUUACUAGCUAACAGUAUAUUGUUUAAGUAGAAUGGUUAUCUUUUGUUUGGAAUCUUUUUCUUCAGUUGGAAACCUCAGUAAUAACUAGGAUCAGAAGCAGUGACAGCUUUGAAACUAAGAUUUAGGUGUGUUCUUCAUACUGAACAAAACAAUGGAGACAAAUGGCAGGAGCAGCCCUGACCUGAUUGACGGCUUAGAGACAAAGAUAAAGCCCUCGCCCUGCCAGUUUCUGACUUUGGGCAAACACUUUAACCUCGCUGUGCCUCAGUUUCUCCAUAUGUAAAAUGGUAAUAUCUUUCCUUGUGUACUUGAUGAAAAUUAUGAUGAUAAGAUGCGUUUCUAUAGAGUAUAAAGCUUACUUUUUUCAGGGGAAAAAAAUGUUCUAAAAUUCUUAAGCCUUCUCAGACGAGCAGUUAAACACCCCACACAGUAAAGCAGCCCCAAGCUUCCUAAGAAAACAAAAUCAUAAAUAACUGUUCUUAUUGCCAUGUACCAAGAUUUUGAAAUGAAAAUGCAUUGUCUAAAUGUGUUCAUUUCAGCACAUCAGUUUAUCUUUAUAGUUGGGGGCAUUAAAUAGCUCCUUUAAGAUAUUACUACAUGGAGGUAUGGCUUCAAACUCUUACCAGGGAAGACACUAUGUAAAUCUCCGUCAUACUCCCUUUCUCACAUGCAAAUCCCAAACUGGCGAACAGAACUCUACAAUUAGUCAAAUCUAGGGUGUGUGUAACAGAAAGAACUCUAUAUCUAAAGGCCAAAGCCAGUUAUGAUGACAGUGCUUGUGUAUAUAAAAAAGAUUUCCAGGCCCAGGCAGAUGACCCACUUGAUGGGCAAUAGUCAGUAUCUCUAGAUUCCAGUACCAAAAAAAAAAUUGAAGUUUGUUGGAAUGAGAUUUGACCUGGGUACUCUUUUUCUCUUUAAAAAAGCCAUGGCUGCAUAGGAAAGCACGUGUUUCAGUGUAUCUUAGCUGUAACUUGUCCUCAAAUUUCCCCAUAUUAUAGGAAUCUGCAAGAAAGGAAGCUGGUGCUUUGAUCAAUUCUCUCCCUGGGAAGAGGGAGGAGCAGAAUAUUUUGAAUCUGCACAGGUCAUUUUGAAGCCAGGAAGUAUAGAAGUCUUAACCCCUUCCUCUCUGUGCUCCUCUCACCCCUGCUCCCCACCAUGCCCCUCGCACUUUCAAGGCUAUUUGCUACCAGUAAAUAGUCUUCCCUCUCUGAAUGCAAAAUCUCCCCUAUUCUGCUAUUCUGAUUUUCACAUAUCACGCAUUUCAGGUGUGGUAGAAUCCCCUUAUAACAUGGCUUGUUCUGUGGUUUUACUUCUACCAUGAGUCAGAUUUUAGCCCCUGAAAACCAACUACUGCAUGCAAUGAAAACCUAAUAUAUCUCUCUAUAUAUAACCCUGUUAGUCUUAGAGCUCCAGGUAUUAGUUUUGUCCCUGGACACUAGCAAUAUAAAAGGGUUCUACUGUAUGUGAAUAUUGGGUCUGAAUACAAUUGCAGUAGGCUGCACUAAUUCCCAUGUUCUGUUUUAUUUUAUUCAUCCUAAGUUAGCCUCUUAACUAUAAUACAUAAAUUUAUGCAAACCAUAAGCAAAUCAGGGUAACCCCAGAUAAUAGGAAAAAAAUCAGAGUACUGUACUUUUGGUUUGUUCAGUAGAACAGUGUAGGGUGUACUAGAGGAAGGCUUAACCCAUGUCACACCCUAUUUUAGCCUUUAACCUAUAUGGACAUAGCCUUCCCAAUUACUCUAGGUGCUUGGUGAGGAUUACAUAUGCAAGGGGGCUCCCUGAGUCUGCUAUGGAUAAUCUCCCACCUGUUGUUGAAGUAUGAAAAAAUUUUGAAUCUGGGUCAUGUUGACAUCAAACCUUGUUAUAGACCUUGAUUUACCUCAUUGCAUAACCACCUUGUUGCAUCAGAAUGUAAUAGAAGUUACUCUUUUGGGGAUACCUAUGUUAAGUACUGCUAAUAAAUAUUUGUUUCAAGGAGAAUUUUAUGUUUAAAAGGUUUGUUAUAGAAUCUGCAUCUUCACCUGUAGUUUAUGACAUGCAGUCUGUAUCAGUUUUUAUAAAAAGGAAAUUUAUACAUGAUUAAAAACUUGAAUGGUUAAUUAAAAAUUUUGAAACAGCAUUUUUCAGAGACUCGAUUACUUCACAUGCUUAGGAUAACAUGUUUGGCAAAAAGUGAUAAU
Molecule: messenger RNA, 4701 nt
Organism: Trichosurus vulpecula (common brushtail)
Lineage: Eukaryota; Metazoa; Chordata; Mammalia; Diprotodontia; Phalangeridae
Gene: CHM
Product: CHM Rab escort protein
Exons: 15
Coding region: 6-1919 (637 amino acids)
Biological process (GO): small GTPase-mediated signal transduction; intracellular protein transport; protein geranylgeranylation
Cellular component (GO): cytosol; Rab-protein geranylgeranyltransferase complex; cytoplasm
Molecular function (GO): GDP-dissociation inhibitor activity
Source: RefSeq, a predicted model, not a curated record